Messenger RNA from Rattus norvegicus (Norway rat), 1319 nucleotides. It is a transcript of the gene Ch25h, whose product is annotated as cholesterol 25-hydroxylase. Gene Ontology annotation, cellular component: endoplasmic reticulum membrane. The record is from RefSeq and is marked provisional. NCBI's taxonomy places the organism in Eukaryota, Metazoa, Chordata, Mammalia, Rodentia, Muridae. Gene Ontology annotation, biological process: lipid biosynthetic process. Gene Ontology annotation, molecular function: oxidoreductase activity, acting on paired donors, with incorporation or reduction of molecular oxygen; iron ion binding; cholesterol 25-hydroxylase activity. The coding region runs from base 6 to 902 and encodes 298 amino acids. The transcript has a single exon.
UCAGCAUGGCCUGCCACAACGUUUCGGAGCUCCAAGACCUUGGUUGUUCCAACCAGCUGCUCCUGCAGCCUCUCUGGGACAGCAUAAGGACGGGAGAGGCGUCCGCGCGCUCACCCUUCUUCCCAGUCAUCUUUUCUAUCUUCACUUACCUGGGCUUCUGCCUACCGUUCGUGGUGCUAGAUGUCCUCUGUCCCUGGGUGCCCAUCUUGAGACGCUACAAGAUCCACCCGGACUUCUCGCCGUCCGUAAGGCAGCUUCUGCCCUGCCUGGGGCUGACACUCUACCAGCACCUGGUGUUCGUGUUCCCAGUGACGCUGAUGCACUGGGCGCGCAGCCCCGCGCUGCUGCCGCGGGAGGCCCCCGAGCUCUCCCAGCUCCUGAGUCACGUCCUGAUCUGCCUGCUGCUCUUCGACACCGAGAUCUUCGCGUGGCAUCUGCUGCACCAUAAGGUGCCCUGGCUGUACCGCACCUUCCACAAGGUGCAUCACCAGAACUCGUCCUCCUUCGCGUUGGCUACCCAAUACAUGAGCGUCUGGGAGCUGCUUUCUCUGACCUUCUUCGAUGUGCUGAACGUCGCGAUGCUUCAGUGUCACCCACUCACCAUCCUCGUCUUUCACGUGGUUAACAUCUGGCUGUCGGUGGAGGACCACUCAGGUUACGACUUUCCGUGGUCCACUCACAGACUUGUGCCGUUUGGCUGGUACGGGGGCGUGGCUCACCACGACCUGCAUCACUCUCAGUUUAACUGCAACUUUGCUCCGUACUUCACACACUGGGACAAAAUGCUGGGGACCCUGCGUUGCGCACCCCACUCGAAGCGCCUGUGUGCCGGCAGUGAGAGCUGCUUGGACUCCGGAGAGCAAUGUACUGUACACUUGAACCAGAAGAAGAAACAGACUUGAGUUAUUUUUUCAGAAGUUAGUACAUUUUUAAGUGAUGAACACUGCUAUAAAAUCUAAUGUGUUUCUGCAGCCCGACAAAGUAAUUUAUAUAAUGUUUAUAUAUGAAUUUAAUUGUGGUCUUGAUGUCAAAUUCCAACUCGUCCCAGUGUCCUUGACUUCAGGACACAAGUUAGACAUUCUCUAGAAUGGUUUGUUUGUAGAACCAAGACUUUCCUAUGUAUGAAACUGCACUGGAACAGGGCUAAUCACGCAUGUUGAUGGAAGACCUGAUGUCUGACUCUUUAAAAUAAUCAAAUUUGUUCCUGCUGGGCAGUGAUCAAGAUUAUAGUAUAUUUUUUCUAUUUUUGAGCAAAAUGAUAUAUUUAUAUUGAAAGAAUUUUUAUUCGUAUUUUAAAAAUAAAAAGAACAUGAACUAAA